This is a messenger RNA of Macrobrachium nipponense, 2573 nucleotides long. RefSeq lists its product as uncharacterized. NCBI's taxonomy places the organism in Eukaryota, Metazoa, Arthropoda, Malacostraca, Decapoda, Palaemonidae. The transcript is spliced from 9 exons. Bases 74 to 1135 code for a protein of 353 amino acids. The record is from RefSeq and is a predicted model, not a curated record.
AGUUGACCCUUUGGCUGUGUUCCUGAACAACGUCACUGGAUAUUUUCAAUUUCGUUUGAAUGGAUCUAUAUUAAUGAAUUUUACAAGAGAAUUCACACGCAAGAAAUGCAGAUGUAUGUUGGAGGUUACUGACAUAAGAAUAACAGAUUUAUCGCAAUUCUAUACUGAAACUAUUUCGUUCGAUGGUCAAACCCUCAAGUUUUCUAUGACUUUCUUAGAAGUAACUAUGACAACUAUAGGGACGUUGAGACGAGAAAGGAAACAAGGAUGGGGUAGGGAGUAUGUAGUGGGAGUUCAAACUCGCGCAACACAGUUGACGAUUGACGUAUGCAUCAUCAUUGAUAAAGCAGCUUGUGGGAUGACCGUUGUUGAGUUGAGGAUGAGCUUCAUUGGUUCAAUGACGACAGUUGUUGAACUGGAAGAAUGCUGCUGUAAAACAAGAAUGGCUGAUAUCAUCGAAACAUACCUACAGUAUAUUAUAUAUUUUUGUGAUACUAUAAACAACCUGAUAUACCUGCUUCAAGGAGUUCUGAGAUACAUCACCAUAUCAUAUGAACUUCAGGUUAUAUUACAAUGCAAUCAAACAAGAACAGCAACCUCAACACUCAAUCACAGGUCAGCUAACCCCUGCAAUAACUGCAAUAAGACAAUCAUCGUCGACGAAACGAACUUCCCAGUGGCUGGCACGACCUACAAGUACUGGGCGUCGCAAAAUUAUCCUAAUAAUUACCCAGACGGCUGCUAUUGUUGCCUCAACAUUCAGCUGAUAAAGCUAGGUUUCGUCUUCAUAACCUUCAACAGUGGAGAUGCUAUUCACCAAGUUGGAAACUGCAAUUACGACAAAUUGCAGUUCUUCGGAGACUACUCGACUCUCAUCACGGUGUGUGACAGUGACAUGAGCGUCCACACGAAUUUCUUAACCAAGGUUAAUCCCAAUGAGAAAAUAACCGGGUUGGUCUGCUUCACGUCAGACCCAGGCGAUGGCAACACUGUGGCUAAAGGAUUCAACAUGACUAUAGAAAUCCAAACCUUCCUCAAACGAGACUCCAUGGAACGCGCCCUCCAUGAUAGAUUCACUUCGAAGGGCCUCGGCUUGGGCCAGAUUCUCCCUUCCGACGGCGACAAGGACAACUAAUCAAAUGUCAUUUGGGAUCUUCCCACACAAGAGGAGAUCCUAGAUUAGUUAUGACUUUCUACUUUUUAUCUCUUUCUUUCUCCUCUUCAUCUCUUUCUUUCUUCUCUUCUUCUCCUUCUACUUCUUCUUCUUCUUCUUAGAUUAUUCUUGACGCAUUUUGCUGCGUCGUGACGUCAAGAGAUUCCUGUUGGUAAUGUAAGACUUCUGAAAAAACGCUUGAUGGCAACAUCACUAUUAAAUCUUUUCUAUAAUUUAUUGCAACACACACCUGACACACAUCUACGAACACACAUCAUGCAAAAUAACUAAUUCCAAAUCACGCAAGGAGACAUAAUUAUAAUUAUGAAGAUGUAAUGCCUCUCAUCCACUUGGGUUGUGUGAAGGUGUGAAGGCUGCGGAUGGCAUUAAAAUAAAGCUAAGGAUAUUGUUACAAUACACGAAGCACUAGCAGCUCUUCUUCUUCUUCUUCUUCUUCACCUCCACCUCCACCUCCACCUUCACCUUCACCACAACUCCUCCUCCUCCUCCCCUUCUUCCUCUUCUUCUUCAUCUUAAAAUUUUGGAAGAUCCUAAAGCCUGCCACUAACGUUCAUUUAUGCCUGUGCAGUUACAACUGAACCUACACAGUUUUUCUAGCCUGCGCAGGCGGCUUGAGUAAAAAUAGCUUAUCUCAAUCAAUGAGCCUCAGGCCAAACGGCUGCGCAUGCGAACUGCAACGUCAAUGUGGUGGAGGCAACUUUUUUUUUCUUUUUUUAGCUCUGUUCAUUGUCUGUCCGCGGACAGAUAACUUAUACCAAUCAAGAACACUGAGUUGGGCUUUGUUGAAUUGAAAAGUGUUUGUGCCUAAAUUGAUCAUAUAUUGGAUUUACUUGUGUUUUUAAUAACUGAUAUGGUUGUCAAAUAAAAUAUUGUGUAAAGUGGCAGCAUCAUUCCUGAAUGUCUUGUAGAUUUCAUUGGAACCUUUUAUAUGAGUGAGACUUUGCUCUGCCAUAUAAAAUCCAAAGGCUUUCGUAGCAGAUCAAGCCUAUGUAUGUUUAUUCGUGGUUAUAUACCAUAUAUGCGAGUCAGGUUUUCAGUGAGAAUAAAUAUUCAUUGUGACAAAAUAAUGUAAUGUAAGAAUAGGCCUAUAUGCGUCCAUUCAAGAUUAUGCACCAUUUAUGUAAUUCAUUUCUAAAAUGAGAGCGAAAUAAUAUUCUACUUUCUGAUGAAACAAAAUCAAACAACGUUGGACUAUGUAUGUUUAUCCAAUGCUUUCAUUCCACGUCAAUUCGUUUUCAAAUGAAAUUAGACUAAUCAACAGACUAUGAAACACGAGAGACAAUGAAUAAACUAUGGGUUUUCACUCGUUGUAACACGUCUUAAAGUCUUUUCAUUCAUUGUAACACGUCUUAAAGUCUUUUCAUUCAUUGUAACACGUCUUACAGUCAAUGUUAAAAUC